Molecule: messenger RNA, 1946 nt
Organism: Fomitiporia mediterranea MF3/22
Lineage: Eukaryota; Fungi; Basidiomycota; Agaricomycetes; Hymenochaetales; Hymenochaetaceae
Product: cytochrome P450
Exons: 7
Coding region: 67-1800 (577 amino acids)
Molecular function (GO): oxidoreductase activity, acting on paired donors, with incorporation or reduction of molecular oxygen; iron ion binding; monooxygenase activity
Source: RefSeq, a predicted model, not a curated record
ACCAUCAUCUCUUAACCAGCUAGUUUACAGUCGUUCCCUUCUUUCUUUUCCGGUUGCUCAACGACAAUGAAGGCAAUUGACAUUGCAUGGCAGCUGACAGCAUACGGAGGAAUCGUGCUGGGAUUGCUCGUGCUUGUGCAAGCCCUACGUGGUCUUUUCUGGCUUGUUAAACUGUUUAUUAUCGCUCCGCCUCGCGAUCCUCUGAGAUAUUUGCCUGGCCCCGAUGCUUCUAGGCUAGUGAAUCACUUCAACGAGGUCAUGGAUCCUGAACGUACUCCGUCCGUUCAUGAGGAUUGGGUACGAAGAUUCGGAAAGACUUUUCGAUAUCAUGGGUUCGGAGCACAUGAUUAUCGUCUCAUGACAUUUGACCUCCGUGCGGUUUCCCACGUUCUCAACUCCCCCGCAUUCGAGAAACCAUGGCAGACUCGAAGACUUCUGUCUCGCUUGCUUGGUCAAGGUGUGUUUGCAAAAGAAGGUGAAGAACACCGCAUAAAAAGGAGGAUAAUUGGCCCUGCUUUCACACCACAAGCACUAAAGAACAUGACUCCUGUCAUGUUUCAUAAGGCCGAAGAACUUAGGAAUAAGUGGAUAUCGAUGAUCACAGACGGAACCAAAACUAAAUGGGAUGGUAUUGUUACUGGUCUGCCAAAGGAAUCCCUUCCGAAAUCAAGGCCAGGAAACGAAAAUCGGGAGAAGGGCCUUGUUGAUGAAGCAUUGAUUGACGUCGCGCACUGGGUCUCACGCGCAACAUUCGAUGUCAUUGGACUCGCAGGUUUCGAUUAUGCGUUCCGGUCCCUUGAGGAUGAGACGGAGGAAGUUUAUCUCGCGUACCGUACAAUGUUUUGGGCUGCAGAUAAAGGACCUGGGUUCAAGCGUAUUGCAGAGCUCUUCUUCCCCAUCAUCGAGAAGCUUUGGCCUGAUGAAGGUAUUCGCCAAGUUAAUGCAUCGCUACGACCUAUCAAGAGGAGGGGGGAGGAAAUCGUUAGAAGCAAGAAACAAGCAGUACUGGCGGAAAUUGCAAGCUCAAAGGAAAUUUGGGACAAGGACAUUCUUUCACUGCUAAUCAAGGCGAAUCUGUCCGAAAACGCGUCUACUCGACUUUCCGAUUCAGAGCUGCUAGACCAGCUUUCUACUUUUUUGUUUGCUGGGUCCGACACCACUGCAAUUUCUAUCGCUUGGGCUCUCCAUUAUCUCGCACUCGAUCCCACAAUUCAAAAUCGACUACGAGAAGAGCUUGCGACUUGCUAUGCGGACCCUUCCACCAACACUGACUACAUCGAUGCACUCGACAACUUACCUUUCUUGGAUGCCGUCGUUCACGAAACUUUGCGUCUAGCACCACCAGUCCAUGGUACAAUACGUGUUGCGAUGAAAGACGAAGUGAUCCCAUUGAGCGUGCCUGUCACACUUCGCACUAACGAGAUAGUGACUGCAGUGCGCAUCCGAAAGGGAAGUUACGUGCAUAUCCCAAUCGAAGGUUUGAACUACAGCAAAGACAUCUGGGGGGAGGAUGCUUUGCUUUUCGGACCUGACCGAUGGUUCACACUUCCUGCUACCGCCUCGCACCACCCAGGCCUAGCAAACGUCAUGUCCUUCACAUUCGGACCUCACGCAUGCAUCGGCUGGCGUUUCUCCUUACUGGAGAUGAAAGUAUUCCUUGCGUCGCUCGUCCCUCACUUCGAGUUCGCACCUGCUGCAGAGAUCAAGAAGUACAAUGCUAUCGUUACGCGUCCUUAUAUUGAGGAUAGAUUUGAACAUGGCCCCGCUCUUCCUCUUAGGGUUUCGAAGUUCAUUCCUUAACUAGCUUCGAGUUGAUAUUCAACGCAAUUUGGGCAAUGAUCUUGACAACAAUUUAUAAUCAUAUCUCUAACUUAUUGUUAAUUUUGAUUCUACUUUCACGCGUCUGCAUUCAUUGAAACGUACCAGUGACCAGAUUGUAUCAUUCA